Messenger RNA from Onychostoma macrolepis, 2725 nucleotides. It is a transcript of the gene gcna, whose product is annotated as germ cell nuclear acidic peptidase. The transcript is spliced from 13 exons. NCBI's taxonomy places the organism in Eukaryota, Metazoa, Chordata, Actinopteri, Cypriniformes, Cyprinidae. Gene Ontology annotation, cellular component: nucleus. The record is from RefSeq and is a predicted model, not a curated record. Bases 201 to 1961 code for a protein of 586 amino acids.
UGUAACGCCGGAAGUAGCUUUUCUCUCUCAGAUGACAAGUUCCGGUUGGGGAAAUUUGAACGCUGUUACGCAGUCGCGAGGCGAGCUGCUGGUUUAAAGUUCUGCUUAUUUGAUUGAAGGCGCUGUUUAUCAUAUUCAGUUUUACCAGGAGAGUGAGGUGCUCGGGUGCUGAUCACUAGUUUUCCAAACUUCAUGUGGCGAUGGAUCCCGGCACUGUAUCGCUGUUUCAGAGAGUCUCCGAAAAGCUGGGCUGGGACAGAGAUGGUGGUCUCGAUAAAGCUGAAGAGAAGUUGCGGAAGAGCUUGAAGAAGAGCAGACGUCCAGCGCUGGGCAGUUAUGAGUCCAGCACAGAUCCAGCGCACAGACUGCUGCUGUCUGACACUGACGGCUCGGGGAAAGAGAACCAGUCUCAAGAAAAACACGUGCUGUUGACUUCAGAUGAUGAGGACUUUGAUAAAUUUCUUGCUGCAAAGGCUACACCCAAAUCUGCAUUUAAACAGUCUGCAUCAGCUGCCCAGAAACUAAGAGAACCAAUUCCAGUUCUGUCUUCAGAUAGUGAUGAUGAAUUUGAAACAUUUUUAAAUCGAGUGAAAACCCCAAAGGCUAAAGUCCAGUCGCAGUCUGUGAGUAGCAGUGAUGACAGUUUGAAACGCUUCGUAGUGGACAGCAUGUCAUCUGAUGAUGAUUUUGUCAUUGAGAGGAAGCCUUCUGUUCAUAAAGGGAAAGCCAAGACUGCUAGAACUCCUAAAUCAGUUCAGAAGACAGAGAAACCGCCUCCGUCUCUCUGUGAUUCUCCUGUCUUCCUGAGCGACAGUGAUGACGAGGGUGACAUUAUUAUCCAAAGCACCUGGAGGACCAGACACAGCCGCCCACCGUCUGAGGAACAUCACGCCACGAGUACAGGCAGAGAGGAGACUGCAAAGCCUUGUGCUCUCCCCCCAGCAGUCGCAGUGACGACACGCACCGGUCCAGAGGACACAUGCAGCUCUGAGGAGGAGUUCCAGUCCUUAUUGGACCGGGUCAGACAAAAUCAGAGUCUGGGAGGCAGAACACAUGCAAGCCCGAGGCCACCUCCAGAAUCCAAACCUCGACCUCCCUGUUUGUCAACACCAUCUGCUGUGGGUAAGAAAGCUACUAACCAAGUACCGGUUAAAGGAUCACCCACAACCCACACCCCAGUGCAGCAGACGCCCAGCAGCAGGCCAGUGAGCCACACUGAGCCCAGAGCUCCACCCCACAGCAGAGUGGUGGUGUGUAAAACUCCCGGCUGCUUUCUGCAGUCUCUGUCUGUUCCUGGAUCGUCGUACUGCCUCAGCUUCAAACAGAGAAAAGAGGAGCUCACUAACAAACUCUUCCAGCUCUACAACACCAGUGUGUUUGACAGCAAGCUUCCCGCUGACAUGUCUGUCACAUGGAACAAGAAGAUGCGCAAGACGGCAGGAUAUUGCAUCUCAGGCCAGGAGCGAGUCACUGGGAAACGAUACGCCCGCAUCGAGCUGUCUGUCAAAGUUUGCGACUCUGCAGAUCGGUUACGAGAUACGUUAGUCCAUGAAAUGUGUCAUGCUGCCACAUGGCUAAUAAACAACGUUCGUGACGGGCACGGGCCGUUCUGGAGGCUUUAUGCUCGUAAAGCGAUGCUGGCUCAUCCUGAGCUACCGAUGGUUUCCCGCUGCCACAGUUACGACAUCAACUACAAGUUCCAGUAUCAGUGCAACCGCUGCAAGAACACGAUCGGCCGCCACUCUAAGUCCCUGGACACCACAAAGUUUGUGUGUGCUUUGUGCACUGGGCAGCUGGUUUUGUUGACUCCCUCAAAGCCGCGGGCGCCCGCGCCCUUCGCCACCUUCGUGAAGGAGAACUACAGCUCCGCGAGACAGGAACUGGCAGGCCAGAGUCACGCUGAGGUUAUGCGCAAACUCAGCGCCGACUUCGCUGGCAAAACACGCCUCAGUCAGAGCUGAUCUCAGAUCAGACAUUCAUGAGUCACAAAUACCUCAAACCAUCACAAAUGCUGCAUUGGUUUCUGUUCAUAUGCAUUAUCAACUUACUGGCAAUGAAAUAGGUUUUGUGGGCAUGUCAGCCCUCAUUGCUUUUUUUGUUGUUGUUAUACUGUGAUAUGGUUUUAUUUAUGGUUAAAGGCCAUAAAAACCUUAUGAUAUAUGAGCCAUUUUCAUAUGUUUGUUUACUAAAGAUCAACAUCUUGCAGGGAUAUGUUCUUUUUUUAUAUUUGUGUUUGUCGCGUUGGUUAGUUAUAUCAUCUUGUGUUUUAAUUUUUUUUUCCUUCAGAAUAAACAACUGGGUUAUUAAAUUCUUAAUUUUUUCAUUUAAUUUUGUGUUUCUGAAUCUAAAAUACACGACAGAACAUUACAAUAAACUUUUGUGCUGCUUAAUAUAUUUUUGUGGAAUUAAAAUUAGGACUUUUCAAUUAAUUGAAAGCAUUUACAUUUACUGAAGAACAUAAUUUUUAUUUAUAAUAAUGCAUAAGUUUUUACUGUGGCUAUCAUGUCAAACCUAUCCUUGCUGAAUAAAAGUAUUAAUUUGCCCCUAAUGAUAUAUAUCAAGUAAAUGUGAAGACCAGCAUAUACUGUAGUUCAAUUUCACACUUAUAUGUGUAAGUCAAAAUGUUUUAUUUCACCCUGCGUAGGUGAUGUAGGAGGAUUGUUUGUUUGCAUCAUGCAAGUUAAACUCUGGGAACCAAGAGGCAAUAAAACACCAAUCAUCUCAA